Molecule: messenger RNA, 2232 nt
Organism: Cyprinodon variegatus (sheepshead minnow)
Lineage: Eukaryota; Metazoa; Chordata; Actinopteri; Cyprinodontiformes; Cyprinodontidae
Gene: uap1
Product: UDP-N-acetylglucosamine pyrophosphorylase 1
Exons: 11
Coding region: 146-1693 (515 amino acids)
Biological process (GO): UDP-N-acetylglucosamine biosynthetic process
Molecular function (GO): UDP-N-acetylglucosamine diphosphorylase activity
Source: RefSeq, a predicted model, not a curated record
UAAAUGUGACGUAGCAGGAGGCGGAGGCCGAUGGGCGGAGUCAUCGCAGAGUGUAGUUAGACGGGAACCACACAGCAGUACAUAUUAAUGCUUUUAACAGCAACGGGAGACUUGGAGAGAGAUUUAACCCAAAUCCUUAUCAAUCAUGGACCCAAACACCAGCGGACUGGAGCAGAAGUUGGCUGAAGCGGGCCAGUCUCACCUCCUGCAGUUCUGGAAGGAGCUGAGCCCUAAAGAGCAGCAGAACCUCUUCCAGGAGCUUCAGGGUUUAGAUUUCCAGGAGAUCAACGGGUUCUUCAAGAACGCCAUGGAGACGUCCAGCAACAGCAAACACGAGAAGAUGGACGGCCGCAUGGAGCCGGUUCCCAGGGAUGUACUCGGGAGUGUGACGAGAGACAGGGAGAGCCUGAAAGACUGGGAGGUCAAAGGUCUGGACUGCAUCUCUCAGAGCAAAGUGGCUGUCUUACUGUUGGCGGGGGGUCAGGGAACCAGACUCGGGGUCUCUUACCCCAAAGGCAUGUACAACGUUGGGUUGCCGUCCCACAAAACUCUGUUUCAGAUCCAAGCGGAGCGCAUCGUGAAGCUGCAGCAGCUGGCAGAGCAAAAGACUUCAGUCAAGUGCUGCAUUCCCUGGUACAUCAUGACCAGCGGCAGGACGAUGGACUCCACCAAAGACUUCUUCUCACAGCACCAGUACUUUGGGUUAGGCAAAGACAAUGUGGUGUUCUUCCAGCAGGGCAUGCUGCCCGCCAUGGACUAUGGUGGGAAGAUCAUCCUGGAGAACAAGGGGAAGCUGUCCAUGGCACCUGAUGGAAACGGAGGUCUGUACCGAGCUCUUGGGAACCAGGGCAUCCUGGAUGACAUGCAGCGGAGGGGCGUCGAGUUCAUUCACGUCUACUGCGUCGACAACAUCCUGGUCAAAGUGGCCGAUCCCACCUUUAUUGGGUUCUGUGUGCAGAAGGGAGCCGACUGCGGAGCCAAGGUGGUGGAGAAAACCAACCCGACCGAGGCAGUGGGUGUGGUCUGUAAGGUGGACGGACUUUAUCAGGUGGUGGAGUACAGCGAGAUCACCCUGGCGACGGCCGAGAAGCGCAGCUCGGACGGCCGCCUGAUGUUCAAUGCCGGAAACGUGGCCAACCACUUCUUCAGCUUCUCCUUCCUGCGAGACGUCGUUCAGAAGUACGAGCCUCAGCUGCAGCACCAUGUCGCCCAGAAGAAGAUCCCGUGUGUGAACGCUGAGGGUCAGCUCAUCAAACCGGAGAAACCUAACGGGAUUAAAAUGGAGAAGUUUGUCUUCGACAUCUUCCAGUUUGCAAAGACGUUCGUCGUGUACGAAGUGCUGCGGGAGGACGAGUUCUCCCCGCUGAAGAAUGCAGACACUCAGGACGGGAAGGACACUCCCACCACCGCCAGACACGCCCUCAUGUCCCUGCACCACCGUUGGGUCCUCAACGCCGGGGGCCACUUCAUCGACGAGAACGGCAGGCGCGUGCCCGCCAUUCCCAGAGACGGAGCAGGAGGCACAGAUGAUAACCUGAAGGAUGGAACGGACCUGCCGAUCAAAUGUGAGAUCUCCCCGUUGGUGUCCUACGCAGGGGAGGGUCUGGAGGCGUUGGUGAAGGGACGGGAGUUUCAGGCGACGCUGAUGAUCGACGAGCGCGGGGUCCACGAGCUGGUGAAGAACGGAGUUUAACCAGCCAGCGGAGCCGCAGGAGAACAACCCAAAGAACUUCUUCUGCUUUCUGUUUUUCUCAAGCCGUUUGUGGAGAAAAACUGUGCAAUAACCAACGUCUCCCUUAAAACUUAAUGAGACUGUUAGAAGUGAACGAGCCCAAUGAAGUACGCAGUUUUCCCCUUUAGCUCUUUUAGUUUCUAUGUUGAUGUCCUGCUUUGUUUGUUUCAUAGAGCACUUGAACACGUGUUGAAUUAUGAAUGAAAUUCUCGCUGACUGGACGAUGCAUUCAGCAAGUGCAUCUAUUUAUGUUCCUUAUGAGACUUAUUUUUAUAUGUCCUGAUGGAUGCUGUUUAGAUGGAGAUUACCGUCUAAAAUUGAACUUGUAAUUUUUAUACAAGAGUAAACAAAGAUGAAGUAAUUGGUAUGCAUGCUAUCAGGAUGCAUGGAUCGGGAUGUGGGGGGUAUUUAUGAUAUCUGCUUCUGUUGGUGAUGUAAUCUUCACAGAUUAGAUAGAGACAAAGAUUUCUAUCUUCUUUUACAAAAUAAAUUUCCUACUU